This is a messenger RNA of Hippopotamus amphibius kiboko, 959 nucleotides long. It is a transcript of the gene TP53RK, whose product is annotated as TP53 regulating kinase. The transcript is spliced from 2 exons. Gene Ontology annotation, cellular component: nucleus; EKC/KEOPS complex; cytosol. The record is from RefSeq and is a predicted model, not a curated record. Gene Ontology annotation, biological process: protein phosphorylation. The coding region runs from base 100 to 861 and encodes 253 amino acids. Gene Ontology annotation, molecular function: ATP binding; protein serine/threonine kinase activity. Lineage: Eukaryota; Metazoa; Chordata; Mammalia; Artiodactyla; Hippopotamidae.
GGCCGAAGAGGGUCGAGGAUUUCCGGAACGAGCCGAAAUAACUCCGACAGUUUACGGAGAGGGCCGAGGGGUUCCGAGCGGCAACGCGGAGGCGCAAACAUGGCGGCGUCCGGCGUUGAUGCGGCUGAGCUGAACGAGGAGCCGGCGUCUGCGGCCGAAUCGCUGGCCGCGGCCCGGGAGCGGAGCAGACGCUUCUUGAGCGGCCUGGAGCUGGUGAAGCAGGGCGCCGAGGCGCGGGUGUUCCGCGGCCGCUUCCAAGGCCGCGCGGCCGUGGUGAAGUAUCGCUUUCCCAAGGGCUAUCGGCACCCGGCGCUGGAGGCACGGCUCGGCCGGCGACGUACGGUGCAGGAGGCUCGGGCGCUGCUCCGCUGCCGCCGCGCAGGAAUAUGUGCCCCGGUUGUCUUUUUUGUGGACCAUGCUUCCAACUGCUUAUUCAUGGAAGAAAUUGAAGGCUCGGUGACUGUUCGAGAUUAUAUCGAAUCCACUAUGGAGACUGAAAAAUCUCCCCAGAGUCUCCUUGGCUUAGCCAAGACAAUUGGACAAGUUUUGGCUCGAAUGCAUGACGAAGACCUCAUUCAUGGUGAUCUCACUACGUCCAACAUGCUGCUGAAACCCCCCCUGGAACAGCUGAACAUUGUGCUCAUAGACUUUGGGCUGAGUUUCAUUUCAGCACUUCCGGAAGAUAAAGGAGUUGACCUUUACGUGCUGGAGAAAGCCUUCCUCAGUACCCAUCCCAACACUGAGACUGUGUUUGAAGCCUUUCUGAAGAGCUACUCUGCCUCCUCCAAAAAGGCCAGGCCAGUGCUAAAAAAAUUAGAUGAGGUGCGCCUGAGAGGGAGGAAGAGGUCCAUGGUGGGGUAGAAGAAUUCUGUGUGUGAUGACCACAGACAGUAAAGCUGUUCACUUCACAGUGCAUUUGAAUGUGAGAUUCAGCCUAAAUAAAGGUGAUGAGAUAUUUU